Exophiala oligosperma is the source of this 2730-nucleotide messenger RNA. RefSeq lists its product as uncharacterized. Gene Ontology annotation, molecular function: protein binding. The transcript is spliced from 2 exons. Gene Ontology annotation, biological process: anaphase-promoting complex-dependent catabolic process; positive regulation of mitotic metaphase/anaphase transition; protein K11-linked ubiquitination. Lineage: Eukaryota; Fungi; Ascomycota; Eurotiomycetes; Chaetothyriales; Herpotrichiellaceae. The record is from RefSeq and is a predicted model, not a curated record. Gene Ontology annotation, cellular component: nuclear periphery; anaphase-promoting complex. Bases 166 to 2730 code for a protein of 854 amino acids.
ACUGGGUAAAUAAAACAAGACGCGUUCGGGCAUUACCACUGCAGCGUUGUCGUUGUCGUUGUCCUUAUACCUGACACCCACGAGCCGCGGGUAGGACGGGAAGAAAAACGCAGCAAGGAUUCUCUUUUCUAAGAGACUCUAUUUGAAAGGUGUCAACGACCGACAAUGCAUCAAAUCGCCACGACGACACUGACGGAACCAUGUCGGCCCGCGUUACUGUCGUACUGUCCGACCAUGGACCUGGUGACGACGGUGGUGAAAAAGGUCCAUAACGACCACAGGGAGGGGCAGGUCGACGUGUGGAGGUUGAAUGGGCAGAGGGUCUUUGGGGCCGAGUUCGAACGUGGUGGUGGUGAUGAUGAUGACGAUCAGGACCAGGAUCAGUCGGCAGGGCUCGAAAGAGACGGAGAGGGAUGGAUUAGGGGCGUAUGUUGGAGGAGAGAUGGACAAAUCCUCGCAGUAGCCUGUGCGGACGGUAUGGUCGCCUUGAUCAAUGCAUUCACAGGCAAGGUAGCACAUCGAAUCUCUACGCAAUCGCAAAAGCGCAUACCACAGCCACGACCUCUGUCACUUUCUCAAUCACAGACGAGUUCGAAAUCCUCACGACCAGCCUCAUCAUCAUCACCUUCAUCAUCGUUAAAACCUCAACAACAGCCACCAUCAUACACUCCGACAUGCAUCUCUUGGAAUGCCCACUUUGCGUCCACGACUUCCUCGGCCAUACGGUCACGACUAAACGAAACCGAUCCUCAAGUCACACUCGACGAGAUUCUAGGGCUCAGAGCCGACGUCGACAAACUUUUGCGCAUGAAGGCCGACCUGCCACGAGAGCUGAGCGCGCUGGACAUGGAGGUAUCCUUGCCCAAACUGGCCACGCUGCCUCCUCGUGGUGUAGGGACCGACGACGACAUCUUCAGCUCUCGAUCAAGCAUCGACGCCGUGUUUCAUGCGAAUGGCCAAACGGGGUCUGGGUAUGGCGGCUCCAUUGACCGUGUCGAUGCGUUGCUGGUAGGCUUGCAGGGUGACGACGGUGAUGGAUGCGCCGUCCAUAUCCGGAUCUUCGACUCUUUCGAGAUUGGGACGGUGGAUGUGGGCGCAUGUCUACCUUCUGGCUCCAAGGGUGGCAAGGUGAUCAGGAUCGAAAGUCAUCCUUUUCUGUCGACGGCCUUCCUCGUGGUGGAACGGACGACGGGAGACGGGGAUGACAGUGCGAGUCUGCACCUGCUAGGCCUGGACAUGAGCUUUAUUUCUCACACGGGCGGGAAUCUGCCUCUUGUGGCGAGAAAGGCAACGCAACUGGGCAACCUGCUACGUUAUGUCGCGCAGAUCCACACGCAGCUGGCGUCUGAAGUCAAGGCGGCUUUUGACCUUCCCGGCCGAUUUCUACGCAACAUCAACGAAUCCCUGGCCGAAGGAGACGACUAUGUCGAUUUCGUGCACGCCGCGCACCAUCUGGCCGUGACGGGCGAGUGCGACGGGAAGCUCAAGGAGUGGUUGGUCGACGAGGUGGGAGAAAGGGGUCUGAAAAGGUGGGAGAAGGCCGUGGGAGACUGUCUCGACAUUGUCCGGAGGCUGACGUGCGAGUGUCUCAUUCCUGCCCUGGAGAGGGGCCAGGUGGUGCUGUCGAGGCUUGAUGGCCUCGCACAGUUCGCCCCGACGAGCUCGCGGUUGGGCUUGGACGAGAAGGAUGUGAGAAAAGUCACCGAGACCAUGGGUGCUUUGGCCAUCCUGGCCGAGGACCUUCUCGAGGAUGUCAGGAUGGAGAUGAUCGAGUUCGCCGCAUUCAUGAAGUGGCUGAAGUGGGAGUGUGAGGUCGAAGCCCUCGAGGAGACCAGUGAGAGGGCCGCGGAGCUCAGGGAAUCCUGGACCGGGGAGAACGAGUUGGUAAUGGUACUAGACUAUAUGUCGGGCGCCAUGAAGGAGAGCAGAAUAAAGAAAUACAUCGUCCCAGACGACCCGGGUCAGCCGACGGCGGGUGCUCUUUUCGAGGACAACACGGACGCCGGGUUCUUCGUCGACUACUUGAAGAGAAGAGCUGCACAGACCAAGGACAAAAAGAAGAUGCCUCCUUUUGGCGAAUUGGUAGAACGACUACAGAUGCAAGCCGAGAGAGCUUUCGGACAGGUUGCGGAGACUUUCAGGAAGAGCAUACUACCCAGUCAUCUGCUAGAGUUUCCGAAACAGUGCGAUCCCCAACGACUGGAUCUCAGGAUCGUGCCAGACGAUGGUGACAGAAGCCUCUAUCGGCUCUUGUGCAUGUCGAGGGAUCAGCAAGAAGAAGAAGGCAGUCUACAUUACAUUGUUUCCAGCAUGCAGCAGCAAGAAAAAGGAGGCAGAGGUCUGAGUUUCGGCCCGACUACACUGCCGCUAUCUCGCAUCCCUGGGGCGAAGGACAUUCUGGACGUCAAGUUUGUCGAUGACGAAACAUGCAUGGUUCUCGCCAGUACAACGGAGAAUGAUGUUAGGAUAUUCUCCCGGAUGGCCACCGGCAAUGUGGAGGCAACGACAGAUGAUUGGGAAGUGCAUCAUGUCUUUGAAUCGGGCAAGAUGAACUCUGGCAUGACACCGGCCAGACUUGAAGUCAAUGGGAGGGUGGGAAGGAGGGUCGUUGCGGUUGUAGACGAGGCUGGUCUAGGAUAUGUUGUGCUCGACCUUGACGCUGCUGCUGCGGAUGAGACUGGGGAAGAAAAAGAAGGUGAAGAAAUGAGCGACCAAGUUAUGACUGGUUGA